Messenger RNA from Zingiber officinale, 1897 nucleotides. RefSeq lists its product as uncharacterized. NCBI's taxonomy places the organism in Eukaryota, Viridiplantae, Streptophyta, Magnoliopsida, Zingiberales, Zingiberaceae. Bases 577 to 1740 code for a protein of 387 amino acids. The record is from RefSeq and is a predicted model, not a curated record. The transcript has 2 exons.
UGGCCAGCUGCUUCAUCUCUGUGGCUUUGCUGUGUCGCUCGUGUUCGUCGUCCUUGCUGUCUCUCACGCUCCAUCUCUCUGCUGUCGCCGUCCGUGAGAGUUUUCAUUCUGCUUCCUCUGUCCAUCUUCCCCUCCAUUUCACGCCAGAUCGGGCUUCUUCGCAGUCCUCUGCCCAUCUAGACCCCGGGUCACCGGACUUGGUUCCGUCCUUGGUCACGGCGGUGCUCGAGGUUUGGGGUUCUUCGCUGCCGCUCGGAACUCUCUUUGCUCGCGAUCCAGGUGAUGUGACCCUGGGCAUGGAUGCCAUGAAUUGAUCGAUUAGCCUCCUCUUAGCUGUCCUUUAUUGGCAAGCCUUUGAAUGUGCCAUGGAGAUUCUCAUGUGUUCAAGUCAUAUUACCUCCUGAAGUUUCUAGGACUCAAGUUUUCGUAUAAUAGACCUUAGACCAAUUUUGGCCAUCUUGAAGACUGCAGGCAAUACUGGUCUUGGUCUUUUGUGGGAGCAUCUUAUUGUGGUUUUGUUGGGCUCUCAAGUAUUGAUGCCAGGAGAGAGUAUGCGUGGAAUUGGUGUUCCAUGUGAUGCUCCUGACCGGUUUCAGUGUCGAUGCAUUUGGCACAUUGACCAUAUCUCUUGUGAUCUUGUUCCAUAUUUUGGCUAUACCAUGCAUCUACCUAGUUGUCCGCUUGCGUUCACAGAUUCGGCAAAGGGAUUUUCUCAAGCUUGGUUUCUUUAAUGGGCCCUACACCACCCGCAUUUUUCUCGUUAUAAUUGCAAUUUGUUGGAGCUUAAGUGAAAUUGCUAGGCUAAGUUUUUUGAAAAGAAGUUUGGGCUUCAGUUUGACAUGGCAGAGGACUUUGUGCAAGCUUUACAUCCUCUUCAAUCUUGGCUUUUCAGAGCCUUCUGUCCUCCUUACAAUUUUGUUCCUUCUACGUGCCUCUUUGCAGAAGAGGGAAUCAGGCGCUUUGUCCUGGGGAUGGAACAAAAAAACCAUUGGGUAUAUUUUCAUUUUCUCCCUUCCAAUUUUUCUUAUGCAACUUACCCUGGGUUUUGCUGGGCCCAGGCUUUUUCGCAUCACAAAGGGUAGUGGAAAGAAGGACAAAUACUUCACAAAAGCUAGUGUCUUGGUCGGAGAGAAUUGCAUAUGUAUUUAUCCUCUGUUUAGCACUAUUCUUCUGGGGAUUUUUCAUGCAGUCCUCGUCAGUUAUAUCACGUGCAUUGGCAUGCGGGUGUACUCUUCAGUGAUCAACAAACAGCUUCUCCGACGGAUCUUUUGGCUGGUAUCCUCUGUUAUUUUUUCUCUUCCAGCGAGGGUACUUCUCCUAGGUUUCUCUGUCCUACCUCAAUCAGGCAACUUGACAUGCGAGCUGAUUGUAUUCUUGGCCUUUUUGAACAUGUUGUUUUGCACAGUGGUCGGCAUUAUUGUAUUGGUCUACUUGCCAGUGGCAGAUUCUAUGGCUCUGCGAAGAAAUCUAGAGGGUAGAGGGAUAAUAGACAUUCCAUAUGAUGAUUAUUACAACGACAGUGCAGCCCUUGUAGCCAACCAGAGCUGCAGUCGGGACACCAGGAGGAGCUCUGAUGUAUCUACAAAGCCUGGCUCGAUAUCUUUUAGGACGAUGAUCAUGGAUGACCUUCCUGGCUCAGAUGAGAUAAGCUUGUCGGUCCCUCUGCAUAUCGGUUCUCCUUCAGGUUCUUCAACACCGGUAAGGCACAUUCUUCCACUUAGAGAAAUCCCUAGAUACUAAGAAGAACUUCAAAUGUGCUGUCAUAUUAAUGACAUUUAUGUUUUUUUUUUGUCGCAUCUAAACGCAGUUGUACAAUAUUCAAAUUUUUGUAGGCAUGGUUGUUCCAUUCGUUAUCUUAUUUACUUGGUUGCAAUGAAGCUUACUCAAGGCUUACUUU